GAAAUAAACAUGGAUGAAGAGCCAAGCCAUGGCAGAAAAAUGGACACUAAAAAUGGUGGAAGUGGCGGAGAGAUAAAAUAUCGAGGCGUCCGAAGGCGGCCGUGGGGCAAGUUCGCUGCGGAGAUACGCGAUUCUGCUCGACAGGGGGCUCGGGUAUGGCUAGGGACAUAUAACACAGCUGAAGAUGCAGCAAGAGCUUAUGAUAGGGCAGCUUAUUCAAUGAGAGGUCAUUUAGCUAUACUUAAUUUUCCUGAGGAAUAUAAUUUGCCUUGUAGCUCUUCACAUUUUUAUUCUGGUUCUUCAUCAUCAAGGGAAGUUCUUGAAUUUGAAUGUUUGGAUGAUAAGUUGUUAGAGGAACUUCUUGACUGUGAUGAGCAAAACAAGAGGAAAUAAAGAUGACCUCAAUGUUCUGGUCUCUAUUUUCACUAUGAAAAAUUGAGCUUUUUAAUUACCUAAAAUCACAUUAUUCUGUUCCUUGAGCCGAUGGUCUAUUGGAAAGAGCUUUUCUAUUUGCACAUGAGUAUUAUUUGCGUACACACUACUCUCUCCGAACCCUACCGUGGGAUUACACUGAGGAUGGGGUGGUUUGUUUUUUUUUCUUUUUCUUUUGGGUUCCCUUUCUCUUUUUAUUAUUUUAACUUUUUUUACUUUUUUUUUUUUUUGGGGAUUUGAUUUUUGAAAGAAGCACGCAACCUGCGGUUGAAAUGCUUGUAACACUAUUGUACUAUCUAUCCUUUGCAAUGCAAAUGAUGAAUGGUCAAGAAAAGUCUUUGUGAUCAUAAAUAUUGCCAUUUCUCUCAAACAAAAUUUUGAUGUUUCUUCCAUUUUUGUCAGCUAUACUACUGACAAAAGAACCAAGUUGAUAAAAACUUGUGGCCCUUGA
Nicotiana tabacum (common tobacco) is the source of this 883-nucleotide messenger RNA. Its product is annotated as ethylene-responsive transcription factor 14-like. Gene Ontology annotation, molecular function: DNA binding; DNA-binding transcription factor activity. Gene Ontology annotation, biological process: regulation of DNA-templated transcription; ethylene-activated signaling pathway. NCBI's taxonomy places the organism in Eukaryota, Viridiplantae, Streptophyta, Magnoliopsida, Solanales, Solanaceae. The record is from RefSeq and is a predicted model, not a curated record.